UAAAAAUGAAAUACUGCCAUUUGCAACAACAUGGAUGUAUGUAGAAGCCCAGUUUUGCAAUCUGCCAACAAUGAGAGACACCGCAUGAAGAGCCAUUGGAACAUUGAUGGAAAUGAGGAAAUACAGAAAGAGACUCCAGGAACAUGUGCACACAGAGGAAAGGCCAUUUGAGGACCCAGGGAGAAGGCAGGCAUGUGCAAGCCAACCAGAGAAGCCUCAGGAGAAACCAGCCCUGCUUAUGCCUUGACCUUGGACUUCCAGGCCCCCGAAUGGAAUGUCCAAGGAUCUCCAGCAAACUGACAAGAGAACAACCCCAGUAAGGAAAAUGGGUAAGCAUGUGAAGAGGCGAUGGUCAGUAGAGUGAACCAGAGGCUGACCAACAUGUGAAGAGAUGCUCAAGCUCAGCGACCAUCAGAGAAAUGCAGUCUGUGAAACUAUACAUCUAUCAGACUGGUGAAGGAUCAGAAAGCUGGAAAAAGACAAGCAUUUGGAUCAAGGUCAACCUCUUUAACUGGCAUUGGAGCCUCACACAACACACACGCAGCCACCCCUAGAUUGGCUCCAAAUAACCUUUCCAGCUUUGUCUAGUGCCACUCCCCUGCAGAGAAGUCCAACUAGAGGCCACUUCUGCCACUCUUUUCUGUCUGGAAUGCCUGACACAGGCUCUGUAACCCAGAAAUCUGUGGCAAACAAAGGGGCUAAGACCCUCAGAAAAGAUGGGACACAGGAAGGGGAAGUGAAGGCUGACAGAGGAUCACACACAGCGGUUAGGCCAAUCAGAGAUGGCAUACACGAGCCCAGAAUGCAAAACCACAGGGCCAGACAAUUUAAGCACAAGCAGGGACACAACAGGAAAGAGCGGAAUGAAAUCCUCAAGAAAAAAAAAAAAGGAUGGAGAAGUGGUCAGAGGGAAACUAUACAGGGAAAGAGAUGCAAACUGAUGGAAUGGAACUUUGCAGGGAGACAAAGGAGAACCAGCAGCGAGCGCACAACCAGAGCAGCAGGAAAAUGAGGAGUGGGGCACAGAGAUGGGCCUCUCGGGGAAAAGGUUACAAUCUUAGAGGAUAAAACAAAAAAUGAGCGAGGGAGGGACAUGCACUGGGAAAAGGGGGCAAACAGAGAGGAUGGGGAGGGUAAUCGCGACAUGGGUCUACUAGAAAUACACAGAGAAGGCGGUGAUUAGAGUGGAGCCUGGAGUAUCGGGUGAAAUCCAGAAGGAUGCACACAGAGUGUGGAAAGGGUUGAAAAGACAGAAACACUAGGGAAGCAAGGGGAAGAAAGGAGGAAGGGGACUAGGCUAUAAAGGAAUGACACACGUGGCAAAAGCGGGUCCAAAAAUGGGCAGAGGGGACUGGCAGAGACUCUGAGAGAACAAGAAAGGACGUUGGGAAAAUCAGCCCUGACACAGACAAGAAAUACGGAAAGGGGAACAACCUGAGAAGUUGGGACCCUGGCAGGAACCAGGGAAAUCACAUAAAAGGGUAGAUCCGGGUUAGGGCACCAGGAGAGAAGUCAGAGAAAACACAGGUGCCCCACAGCAAAGACAAGCCACCGAGCUAAGUAGAGGCCAGGAGUGCAGGAGGCACCUCUGCACUUGGCAGGCCGGAUGGAGACUGCGCACGCGCACACGAGUCCCUGCCUACGCCUGGGGGCGGGGUGGGCAGUCGUUCCUGGGAGGCAGCGCCACCUUCUUCCUGGAAGCAGUACUCGACGUCCCAUUGGCCACCUCCCACAAAAAGGGAAGAACUGUCUGGGAAAGAAGCCACAGGAAGAGGGGAAGGAGGCGUGAGAUUCAACUCGACGCGCUAUUGGCUGGCCUGAUAGUCCAACGCAAGGCGAAGCAGCCUGGAGGUAAGGGGCAGGUCGUCAGGGCAGAAUCUGGAAGCGCAUUGGACGCUUGCCACAGCGGCGGGAGGCAGUGCUUGAAGCUCAUUGGUCCUUGUAGGAAGGGGUGGGAAAAACCAGCGCGAGCAGAGCCGUUCCUCACGCCGCUGCCUCACUCUGGUCUUUUACCUCCUCCUGACUGAGUCUGGCUCAGCUUGCCUCAGAUUGUGGUAACCGCGGGCACGACGCGAACACGCCCUGCUACUCCCUGUCGCUUCUCCCGGACUCUCUGGCGCUGAACCCCCAUCGCCCCCAACUCCCACCAUCUUCCCCUCGCGCCCCUCACGCCCCCCUCCGACCCUCCCCCACCCGGGCUCCUCGCCGUGCCCCCCUGCCCUGCCCCCUCCCUGGGACCCUGGAGCGGGGUGGGCGCAGCUGCUGGAAGGGGGUGCUCCCCAGAAACAGCUGCAAGAGGAGGUGGUGCUCUACGGGGAGGCGCGAUGGGCAAUACCCCAGCUCAGUUGGGGGGGAGCGGGCAAGGGCACCUGAAGCGCUGGGCUCAGAGCUGCAGGGUGUGCCCGAGGGGAUGGAGGGCAUAUGGUGCAGGAGAGGAAUUCGGGAGGCGGUGAGCAAGCACCUUUGGCCUAGAUCAGGGCUGGCUCUUGGGCUCAGCAAACAUUUGUUGAGUGAAGGAACGUAAUUCUUGAAAGUGGGGCAAGGAAUCCUUGGGAAUCAUGUCAUUACUGGGGACGCAAGAGAGUGUUCUGAUUAAAAGGGGUGCAAUGGGGAAAUUGAACUGCAGAGCAUACAUGAGGCUGAGACCUCAACGGGGAGCAUAAAAAUAUUUGUAGAAUUGGAUUUAGGCAGGAGGGAAGGAUGAUAAUUGUUUCAGAGGGUGCCUAGAGAAACUGUUGGAAUGGGAUGUUGGUGAAAAGGGGGUGCAGAAUUCUCUGAGGGGGCCUGAGAGUGCAUGUGAACACCGAAAACUGGGGUCUGUACAUGGGAAGCUACAGAUGAGCAGAAGAGGAUAAUGUUUGAGUUGAAAAUACGUGACGAAGAACAGAGGAAAGGGGUUCUUGGGAAGAAGAUGCACCUGAGAGGGGGAAUGGGUGGGAGACAAUCACGAUGAGAAAGCCUGCAGGCGAGGCCUCCCAGAGGCAGGGGCUGGUCAGGUGAGGGCCCACGAGGCCAGCCUCACCCCCACGCCUGCCCCUAGAUCCAUGGAAACGGAUGAAAUGCCUGCUGUCCACCACUGCCCCUCAGACUCUGCCACAGGGGAUGAGGCCAGAGCCCCCCAGGGCACCGUGCUCAUCCCCAGGAGAGCCGUCAGUCGCUCUCCAACAUGUGCCCGCUGCCGCAACCACGGUGUCACUGCCCACCUCAAGGGCCACAAGCGCCUCUGCCUCUUCCAGGCUUGCGAGUGCCACAAAUGUGUCCUCAUCUUAGAGCGCCGGAGGGUCAUGGCUGCCCAGGUGGCCUUGCGUAGGCAGCAGGAGGCGCAAGUAAAGAGGCACCUGGUUCAAGGACUGGUGCGGAGAGGGGCAGCCCCUCCUAAAGCUCCCAGCUGUGUCAAGAAGGGAGCCACUCAACCAGGAGUCCCAUCUGGAAAGGAGAACGCAGCGCCCCAGCCUCAGAUCCCCCAUGGGGCAGCCCCACCGGCACUGACGCUGCCUGGGAAGGAGAACUCCCAGGGGCCGCUGCUACUCAGCCGUCCCCUGGAAGCCUUGCCUUUGUCCUGGACUCCCGUGCCUCCGGGCCCUCAGGCCCCUCCAGGCCUUUCCAUGCCGCCCCCACUGGUAUGCCGCUUGCUAUGCCAAGAAACUGCUAUCCCUCUGCAUCAUCCCUUCCUUGGCGUCAACCCUGGUACCUCUCUCCGACUGCCUGCUCAUGGUCCCCUCCCAACCUGCCCAGGAUUUCAUCGGAUACUGAUGGCUCCUCUUUCUGGAGAAUCACAAGGGCCCCCUGCCCUGCCCCAAAUAUGCUCAACCAUGAUACUCCAGCCCCAUGGCACCCCAGACUCUCUUCUGCUGCAGCCGCAGGUCUCCAGAGCCUCUCACCUGGCUGGGACCUCUGAGCUCUCAGAACGGCAGCUGCAGCAGGAGGCAGCUGAGGCUCUUAUGGGGCUGAAAGAUUCAUCCCAGGCUCCUCUCCUGACUCCUUCUGUGCUCCCCAACCCUGCCUGGAUCUCCCCGCACCACCCUUGUGACUCACCAGGUCCUGCCGAAGGAAGAGGAUCCCAGUCUGUGGGCCCCUCUCUCUGACCCAGACCUGCUCCCUCCGUGGCUCUGAAUAUUGGGCAUCUGGGGUCCAUCUCCCUCCUAAGCUAGAAGCCCAGAGGUGGAGACCUCACUGGGGUCAGGGGUAACAGCCUGCAGGCACUACAUAUUCGGUAUUUUACUUCUGGAUUUAUGCAUGGAAUUUAAUGUAGUACAAGCUUCAAGCUUUUUUUUUUUUUAAAGCUUUCAGAUACUUUGUUAGCUUUGGUUGCUUUUGUAACAUGGGCAUUUCUUUGGCCAAAGGUGGAUAUUCUCUUACCCACUCUGGGUCCUUGGGUCUUUCAAAUCCCCAACAAAGAGAGAGAUGUACAGUUUAAGCUAGCCAGUGUCGAAAUGUGUUUUUGCAUGAGUUCAUGUUCCAGAGUAUUUAUUUGUCAUGUGAUUCUGUCCAUACUCAUGCACUCGUGUCUGUCUCCAUUCCUGUGAACUAUGUUUGUGUGAGUAAGCAAGAAAUAAACCUUUGUUGUUUUAAGCCACUGAGAUUUG
Molecule: messenger RNA, 4586 nt
Organism: Manis javanica (Malayan pangolin)
Lineage: Eukaryota; Metazoa; Chordata; Mammalia; Pholidota; Manidae
Source: RefSeq, a predicted model, not a curated record